Racocetra persica is the source of this 193-nucleotide messenger RNA. The record is from the annotation of a GenBank genome assembly. Lineage: Eukaryota; Fungi; Glomeromycota; Glomeromycetes; Diversisporales; Gigasporaceae.
GAUGAAACAAAAAUAAGACUUGUAAUUGGCUUGUAUGUUACAAAACCAUUGCAUGAUUGGGUUAGGGAUAUUGUGGAAAAUAAUACUUUCUGGAAAGAUGUAAAGGCUGUUAUCUUAACAACUGCAAAAUCAAAGUACGAUGUUGAGAUGAAAAUUGAACGUCCGAUGAACCUCAAACUAAAUAAGGAUAAAA